This is a messenger RNA of Salmo salar (Atlantic salmon), 531 nucleotides long. The record is from RefSeq and is a predicted model, not a curated record. Lineage: Eukaryota; Metazoa; Chordata; Actinopteri; Salmoniformes; Salmonidae.
CGGCAGCAGUACAGCAGCAGACAGCAGCGGCGUGGCAGUGUAGCAGCAGUGGCAGCGGCAGCGACAGCGGCGGCAGCACCAGCAGCAGUGGCAGCGGCAGCAGCGGGUGGCAGCAGCAGCAGCAGCAGCAGCGGCAGCAGCAGUGGCAGCAGCACAGCAGCGGCAGUGCAGGCAGCGGCAGCGGCAGUGGCAGCGCAGCGGCAGCAGCGGCAGCAGCAGCAGCGCAGCAGCAGCAGCAGCAGCGGCAGCGGCAGGGCAGCAGCGGCAGCAGCGGCAGCGGCAGCAGCACAGCAGCAGCAACGACUGCGGCAGCGGCAGCGGCAGCGGCAGCGGCAGCAGCGGCAGCAGCAGCAGCAGCACAGCGCAGCAGAGUUAUGGCAGCAAGCAGCGGCAGCGGCAGCAGCAGUGGCAGUGGCAGCAGCGGCAGCGGCAGCAGCAGCAGCAGCAGCAGCAGCGGCAGUGGCAGCGGCAGCAGCGGCAGCAGCGGCAGCGGCGGCAGCGGCAGUGGCAGCGGCAGCAGCACAGCAGUAG